Messenger RNA from Monopterus albus (swamp eel), 3282 nucleotides. It is a transcript of the gene exoc3l2a, whose product is annotated as exocyst complex component 3-like 2a. The record is from RefSeq and is a predicted model, not a curated record. NCBI's taxonomy places the organism in Eukaryota, Metazoa, Chordata, Actinopteri, Synbranchiformes, Synbranchidae. Gene Ontology annotation, molecular function: SNARE binding. The coding region runs from base 1 to 2754 and encodes 917 amino acids. The transcript has 14 exons. Gene Ontology annotation, biological process: exocytosis; exocyst localization. Gene Ontology annotation, cellular component: exocyst.
AUGCCCAUUCUGAAGAAGCUCCCCGGAAGGUCCAAGAGCUGCCAUGAGAUCCCCAGAGUGAAUGGUGAACUGAUCCUGCCUCGACUGGACUUGGACCUCAGGGACUUGAAUGAUCUCAAUGAGCUAAAAGAGCUGAAUGACCUGAAGGAUCUGAACAAGAACCUAAACCCCUUUGAGGAUGUGGAUCUGGAUGAGGAUGAGAGGAAUGGAGGUGACAUGGGCCUCAUCAUGGGGGAGGUCAGAGGAAACCUCCAACUCAGGUCCUCCUGUGAUGGAGAAGAGGAGGAAAAUGAAGUGAAUGCAGAGAGGCAUGGGGCAGGGAACCCGAAAGGAAAACCCCUCAGAGGGACCCUGGAGCGGAUCUGUGGAGUGACACCAUUCAAAACUCUUGGAAAACUGGGAAAGGGUCUCCGCAUAUCAGGGCGCAACGUAUGGGGGAACAACUCUCCCCACUACAGCCCUGGAGAGUCAAAUACACUUCCACCAGAGAUGGAGAAAAGGAAAGGACUACGCAGAAGCUCAGAGGGAAUCAUGACCCUGCUCCGCUUUACAGGUCGACGUAAGGAGGAGCGCAGAGAAAGCCUGCCCUGUGGGGACCUGGUUGCAGCCAGUGAGGCUGAGGCUUCCAGGCGACAGUCCUUCCUGAAAAUGGUCAGCCUGGGCAAAGUGAAGAGAGAAUCCAUGUCAGACAAGGCCUCCCAAGGGACUGACGAGGAGACGGUGGAGGAGGAGCCUGUGGUCAAAACCAGAGAGCCCCUCUCAGUUCUUGAGAUCCUGCAGCUGGUCAACCACAGGGACCUUCUCCUGGCUGACACACAAAUUCAGGAGUUGGAGCGAGAGUGUGAGCUGUUGUCUCUCCUGCCAACCCCAACUACUCCCACCCUUGCUCCGACCCUGUGUCCAAGCACUCCACCCAGCAUGAUCCCCUUAACACCACCAUCCACGGAUGACUCCCUUAGUUCCAACGCAACACUGGACUCGAGCCGGAGGAAGGCCAAGGACGUGGAGCUUCUGUAUGAGGCCCUGCAGAAGGAGAUGUGGGACGUGGUGCGGGAGUCCCUCCGCCAGCCCAGCGCUGGCCCCAACCUUGGGCUGGUGGUGCUGGUGAUUCAACAGGAAGAGCAUGCAGAUGCUGUCUGGGCCCUCAGACAGGAGACCAAGCCAGAGCGAGAGGGCCCUCUGAUCCAGCCCAGCCAGCACUGGCCCCUGCCACUUCAGGUGGACACACAGGCGGGCCAGCUGGCCUCAUACCUGGAGCGCCUGAGGAGUCGGAUGGUGGAUGACCUGGAUGCAGCAAGGAGGAACGCUGUGUCCAUUUAUCCAGAGGAGUUUGCUGCCUUCCAGGUGUAUGUGGAAAGUUACCAUAGAGCUGUGGCCAAACGUCUUCAGACUAUUACCAGUGGCCCACUGCAGAUUACAGAUGUCUACUCGCUGCUGGACUGGUUCUUCAACAUCUAUAACAGGGAUGUUCUAGGAACCAUUGGCACAACCACACCGAUCAACUAUGCCCCAUUGGAACCCAUUUUGCUUCAAGACACAGUGGACAGGCUGGAACAAGACUGCAUCAAUAUUGUCAAGGAGAAUGUGACAACAGAGCUGAUUCAGGUUCUGGAUGAAGAGGAGAGGCGGUGGGCCCAGACUCUGCACAUAGAGGAGUAUCAGUCGCACCUAGCACGCGCUGUCAUCCAGAGACUAAAGGUAGAUUUGGACAGAUCCACAGCUGUGAACCAUUUUCUGGGGGCAAGAGUGGCUCGCUGUAGUCUCACUGGCCUGGCUGACUUUCUCUACAAUUUCCAGAGGAAAGUGGAGAUGUUUCAUGAGACUCAGGCAGAAUUUGGAGACCGAGGUGAUGGCUAUGUUUCCAAGACUAUAGCCCUGGUCAACUGCUGCCCCCCUCUCAGAGCCUUUGUGGAGCGCUGCAGGCAGUGUGACCCACAGGGCAGCGAGGAGUCGGCACAGAAAGCCAACUUGUCCCUGGACAAGAUCAUCAAUCAGUCAGUGAGGGUGCUGACUAACAGACUGUUCGAGCACAUCAGGCCUUUCUUUGACAAACUGAUCAAAAGAAAAUGGCUGAACAACACAGAGGCCUUCGAAGCCAUUGAAGCCUGCAUUAAACAACACUUCAAGAAGUUCAGAAGGAUGGACUCGCCACCAUAUCAGACACUGGUGGGCGAGGUCCACCGGCGGGUCGUGGGGGAUUUUGUGGGAGCCAUAAUGCGGGGACGGGUCAUCUGCACAUCCUCCAAGAUGAGGAAGAGGAUGGCUUUCCGCCUCCAAGAUGAGGCCAAACAGCUGAGAGGACUCUUUAAAGAUCUGGAAUCUAGCUCAUCCUGGUUGGAUAGUGUCAUCUGCCACCUUGCUGACAUCAUUCUCCUGGAGGACACUCCCUCCAUCCAGAUGGAGGUUGCUGUCCUGGUGAAAGAGUUUCCAGAUAUACGGAAGAAGCAUGUCUCCAGCCUCCUGAACAUACGAGGGAUGAUGCGGCAGGCAGAGCGCCAGGAGAUUCUCAACAUCGUCAAAGAUUUUGAAUGCAGCAGUGCUCUCAUGUGCCGGGACCGUGCCCUCUUUUCUGACAUCCCCAUCACCUCAGAGGUGCACUGCAUCAGCCUGGGUCUCCUCCGCCUUGCCAUGACCGUCUCCAACUGGUUCUCAGAGCACCGCCUGAGGCAGAAUCAUAGCGCAAGUGCCAGAAACACUACACCUCAAGCUGCUGAGAAUAUGGAAGGCAUGAAUAAAUUUAAGAGAGAAGACUAGCAGUUGUGUUAGGAGUGCAGUCACAGACAUGCUGUGAAGAUACUGAUGAAAUGUACAUGCACCUUGACCAAAAACUGACUGUACCAAAUACUGUUACCAGAAACUUGAUCUCAGGUACUGCACAUACUGUACAUGCUCACUGACUUACUGACAUUUCUCCAUUCCAACACAUGCAUUUUCAGUGGAAAUGUGAAACAGACUGUGGCUAGUAAUAGUGCAUUAUGAUUUUGAUCUAUACAAAUACAGAAGUAAACAAGUGGCAUUACAUAUCUUCUUCAAAAUGUAACUCCUUUGGUCUUUUUAGUCUUCUGUUCUUCCCCAUUAUUACAGAAACAACUGCUUGCAGGUGCAAUGCAAUAUGGUCUUAGACGUGCUGUUUAACAUGUAUCUACCCAACCAUGUAUACCCAUUCUCUGGUUUAUAGAGCAUAUGUAUGUAAGGUAAUGCUGUAUGGAAAUGAAAAUAUGUUGAACUUUCACUGUGAAUGAAAUGAAUGUUGCUGGAAGCAUAAUAAAAUCCCAUUGACUG